Effrenium voratum is the source of this 2202-nucleotide messenger RNA. Lineage: Eukaryota; Dinophyceae; Suessiales; Symbiodiniaceae. The record is from the annotation of a GenBank genome assembly.
AGACCGUGGCUCAAGGGGCGGCCAUUGAAGCGGCAGCAAAACCGGACUGGAGCUCUCCGAAGCUCCGCCGAAGCUCUGCCGCUGGAAGCCCGAGCAAGCGAUGCCCAAGAAAGAGGUGCCACAGAAGCCACCUCCCAAGGACACACAGAUCAAAGAUGUGGUGGACGGCCUGGCCACCUUCAGGGCUGAGCUGAUUGCAAAGCAACAUCAGCUUCUGAAGAGCUUGGAUGCAGAACUCGAGAAAGUGAAGAACCUGUCACCGUCCCCGGCGCCUCCUACCAUCCACAAGUCUCCCGCCCUGCUGUCCCCAGUGACCACUGCGCACGCAGCUUGGGGCGAUGGCAAGCAGGUGAGCCUUCCAGGCGCACCAGAUGAUGACCAUGAACAUGAAGAGAACCAACAGGACACGGUGGCGGAUGAAGCGGAUGUCCUCGAGACCUUCGACACGAUCCCAUCCGUUCAGCAGAUGCGCCGGAAGAAAAUGCCCUGGAUCCACAAGCAAGCCUCCAGGAUGCUGGAAGAGGAGACGGACGACAACCCGCGGGCCUUCUCGCAGCUGAACCAGGAGUAUGCCACAAACCGCCUCAGGAAAACCGCGCUGGACGACUUCGGGCCUGCAGUGGUGGAUGUUUACAAGAGGGACAGCAGGUGGACAAGAAUUGUGAAGCAUCCCUACUUUGAGCGCGUUGGUUUGACCAUGAUCUUUCUGAAUGCCUUGUGGAUCGCUAUAGACAUUGACUUCAACAACGCGCUGAUCAUUGUGGACGCAGACUUUGGCUUUAUUCUUAUGGAGAUCCUUUUCGGGCUCUAUUUCAUCACGGAGCUUUCUACCAGAUAUUUUGCUUACCUAAGCACCCGGCUCGCUCUCAAGGAUGCCUGGUUCGCAUUUGACCUGAUGCUCGUAUUCAUCAUGGUGACUGAGACUUGGCUGAUGCCCUUGAUCGACAUUGUGAUCGAAGGUAUUGCGGGGAGCGGCACCGGCUUUGGGCGAAGCGCUUCUGUGCUCCGCGUCUUAAAGGUUCUUCGGGUCCUGCGCACGGCGCGGAUCAUCCGAGUUGCCCGGUACAUGCCCGAGCUGAUGAUCCUCAUCAAGGGAUUGCUGGUUGCCGCCCGCUCUGUCUUCUUUACCCUGGUUUUGCUCCUGUUGGUGACGUAUAUCUUCAGCAUCACCUUCACACAGCUCAGUCAGGGAACACUGCUUGCGGACCUUCAUUUUCCCACGGUGCCCAUCUCUGUGCUCACACUGAUCAUCCAAUGUGUGAUGCCGGACCAGGAAGGUUUUUUCCGCGAGAUUGCGGCGGAGAGUUGGGUCAUGGGGUCCAUGGUGCUGGUCUUCAUCAUGGUGGGGUCCCUGAUCAUUAUGAACAUGUUGGUGGGAGUGCUGGUGGAGGCGGUGCAGACAGUGGCCACCUGCGAACACGAGCAGAUCCACAUUGACUUCGCCAAACGGGUCCUGUGGGAUAUGAUCGACAAGAGUGGCGCGGACGAGAAUGGCGACAACCUCAUCUCGGAGCAAGAGUUCGAACGACUGAUGGAGAUGCCCGAGGCAUUGAUCGCCUUGAACCGCCUUGGUGUGGAGCUUUAUGCGGCCUUGGAGUAUGGCAAACUCUUGUUUGAAGAUGGCCAGCCUCUGACCUUCGCCGAGCUGCUGGAGGGGAUUCUCAUGCUCCGGGGCUCCAACCAGACCACAGUCAAGGACAUAGUGACGCUGAGGAAGUUCACUGCAGAUGAGUUCUCGCACUUGCACACCGUCCUGGAACAGAUGUGCUCCUUCAUGGCCGGCAACAAGACUCCAUCGUCGCCGCUGGUAAGGACACCAUCCAAAUUGGGAACAGGAGCAGCUGUCCGCGGAUUUGAUGAAGUGUAAACUUCACAGAUCCAGCUGUCCAUCAGGUUGUGGAGACGGCCAGGCGCACGCCGUUUUUUCCCACCAGUUGUGUUGGGGCUCAAGCCUUGAAUGGAAUCCUGGCCAUGUCAAAGACAUGGCCUGUACUAGUGAGGCGGUUGUUAACUCAACCUGUUCAAGGGCUCUCAUGGGGUCGGCAACCAGCCAGUCCUGAAGCUUUACUGGCUUGGCCGAUCCUGAUGUUACAUGUUGCCCACAUUCUCACCCGACAACGCUGCAUCAGCACUGAGCUUCUUCGGCAUCAUUGUGUUUUUUCGUCUCACACACAUCACUUGAGGAUUGAUGCGAGGCACGGG